Messenger RNA from Helianthus annuus (common sunflower), 1392 nucleotides. Its product is annotated as cytochrome b561 and DOMON domain-containing protein At3g25290. NCBI's taxonomy places the organism in Eukaryota, Viridiplantae, Streptophyta, Magnoliopsida, Asterales, Asteraceae. The transcript has 4 exons. The coding region runs from base 62 to 1228 and encodes 388 amino acids. The record is from RefSeq and is a predicted model, not a curated record.
ACUCACAUGAUUCACAAUUUCACAUUAUCACAACAUCACCAACCAACAAAAGCUCUCAUCUAUGGCAUCCAUCUUCAUCUUCAUCCUCACCAUCUUCACACUCUUAACAACACACCUCUCCCACGCUCAACAAACCUGCACCACCCAAAAAUUCACCAACAACAAACUAUACUCCCAUUGCAACGACUUACCUCACCUCAACUCCUUCCUCCACUGGUCCCUCAACCCAUCAAAAAACACCCUUUCCAUCGCCUUUAUCGCCGCUCCGCCCACCCCCUCCGGCUGGAUCUCAUGGGCCAUCAAUCCCACCGGCGAAGGCAUGGCCGGAGCCCAAGCAUUACUAGCCUAUAAAGCAUCUAAUGGAUCAAUGGUGGUGAAGACAUAUAACAUAAGUUCGUAUAGUUCGAUUGUUGAGGGAGAGUUGUCUUUUGAUGUUAAGGAUAAGAGAGCAGAGUAUAGUGAUGGGAUGAUGAAGAUAUAUGCGACAGUUGUGUUGCCGGAAAAUGGGGUGACGACGGUUAAUCAGGUUUGGCAGGUGGGGCCGGCCGUGUCGGAUGGGUUUCCGGUGAAACAUGCGUUUCAGCCGGCGAAUUUGGGGGCCAAAGGGCGGUUGGAUUUGUUGAGUGGGCAGAGUAGUGGUGGUGGAAUUGGAGGUGGUUCUGGUAAUAAGAAGAAAAAUAUUCAUGGGAUACUUAACGCGGUCAGCUGGGGAAUUCUAUUUCCGAUUGGAAUAAUCAUUGCUAGAUACCUUAGAUCAUUCCCAUCUGCAGAUCCAGCAUGGUUUUACCUUCAUGCUUUCUGCCAAGUUUCGGGUUAUGCGAUUGGGGUUGCGGGUUGGGGGACCGGGCUCAAACUCGGAUCCGACUCAAAGGGUGUCACAUACAGCACUCACCGCGACAUCGGGAUUGCUCUAUUUUCUCUUGCAACAGUCCAGGUUUUUGCAUUGUUUUUGAGACCAAACAAAGACCACAAAUUCAGAUUUUAUUGGAACAUCUAUCACCAUGGGAUCGGUUACGCGAUCCUUGUUCUUGGCGUCAUCAACGUGUUCAAGGGUCUUGAUAUAUUAUCACCAGAAAGCAAAUGGAGAACAUCCUACAUAAUUGUGAUAUCUACAUUGGGUGGAAUUGCUUUAUUAUUAGAAGUCAUUACAUGGAUUGUGGUCUUGAACAGGAAGUCCAGCAAGUCUACUAAACCCUAUGACAACAAACAACAACCAUUAGCACCAUAGGUUGAGCUUCAUUUUAAUGUAUGUUUUUAGUGGCUUAUUUAUCAUGUUCUUGUUAAUUAUCUUCUUGUAUGAUAGGCCACUUUAUAUGUUACUUAUAUUACGUUUGGUUGUAAUUUUAUUAUUGUACUAUGCUAUAUACAAAACGGGAUUUGAUUAUUCAAUGA